Molecule: messenger RNA, 4046 nt
Organism: Myotis myotis
Lineage: Eukaryota; Metazoa; Chordata; Mammalia; Chiroptera; Vespertilionidae
Gene: MAP7D2
Product: MAP7 domain containing 2
Exons: 19
Coding region: 128-2746 (872 amino acids)
Biological process (GO): microtubule cytoskeleton organization
Cellular component (GO): microtubule cytoskeleton
Source: RefSeq, a predicted model, not a curated record
ACAUCGCACGUGCACGCCGAGUGCGCAUGCCAGGUGAGGACGCGGGCGCUGCAGGGCCAGGACUGCGCGACGCAAGGGCGCAGGCAGUGGGCAGUGGGCAGUGGGCCCGUGCGAGCAGCGCAUCCAGAUGGAGCAAGGCGAAGGCGGCGGCGGCGGCGCGGGAGCCGGGACGCAGGGGACUGCGCGGGGCUCCCCGCUCCACGGGAAGAUGGCCGAACCAAACGGGGUGCGGACCUCGCCGCCCAACCAUCGGUUUUCAGGCAUGGAGGGGUUCUUAAGAUGUGAUGAGAGACAAAGACUAGCCAAGGAACGACGCGAAGAAAGAGAAAAGUUUCUGGCUGUACGAGAGCAACAGUUCCUGGAGAAGCAGAAAAGGGCCAAACUCCAGUAUGAAAAGCAGAUGGAAGAACGAUGGCGCAAGCUAGAGGAACAACGGCGCAGGGAGGACGAGAAGAGGGCUGCGGUGGAACUGAAGAGGAGGCAGAAGCUCCGGGAGGAUGGGGAGCGGCUGGAGGCUAUGCUGCGCAGGUCCCUGGAGCGCUCAAGGCAGCUGGAGCUGAAGAAGAGGUGCUCAUGGGGAGGAGCUUCAGCAACUCCAACAGCCUGGGGAGGAGCCUCUCCAACAGCCUGGGGAGGAGCCUUGCCAGCAGCCUGGGGAGGAACGUCCCCGGCAGUCAUCGUCGGGGUUGGAGGACGUGAAGGUGAAUCAGAAAAUACUCCACCCCCUCCUCUAGGUUUAGCGGCCAGCACCCCUCCUCCGGAUCCAGAGACCCCUGCUGCCUCCGAGUCCACCAAUGGUAUAUCCGAGCAUCACCAUGCCAUGGCAUUUUGUGAUGACUGUACUGAUCAUCAUCCUCCAUUACCAUCAUAUGAGAAAAUUUCCACAUCAAGUAUGAAUUUACCAAAGCAGAUGGAGCCUCCUAUGAGUAAGCGGCUGUCUUCAUCCUCCGCAGCAAUAUCUUAUUCUCCAGAGCGAGCUCCUGGCAUGCGAGUUACUUUCCCGGAAAACUUAGGCGUUAGGCGUCUGUCCGCGCCCACACAGGCUGCUUUAUCCAGGAGCAAAAGUGCAGUCCCAUUCACUAAGCAGUUCAGUGGCUCAGCUACCGGCAGCCCUGCUCAAUAUUCCUACAAGUCUUCGCCAACUCGAACCACCACAAAGAAGAAGUCCUCAUCCACAUCUAGCCGAGUCAAAGCUGGGAAAGGAACCCCUAUAGGACCGGAGGUCUCCUGGAUGGAGAUGGAGAAGAUGAAGAGGGAUUCACAAGCAACACCUUCUUUGUCAAACACGAGCGUUGGGUCCCCUGUGAAAAGAUACAAUUCUCCUGUAGACUCUUCUAACAGAUCACCUUCUCCCGGGUCAUGCAGCUGCAUCUGGAGUGAAGUGGUUACAUUUCGCUCAGCUACUGCCAAAGGAUUCCCACUGUCUCCAAAGAAUGUGAAGGUGCCAUAUCCGGAGUCUCCUGUGCAGAACCGCUUAGCCACCUUUUCCGGCCAGGAAACACCCAAGAAGAAAGCAGACAAAGAGAAGAGCAACAAGGAACGGGAAGGGGCCCUGGCUCAGCAGGCAGCUGGCUCACUCAGGGUGGAAGCCUCAGAGAAGCGCCUGGUGGAGAAGCAUGCCUCCGAGAAGAACGUGGCUGCAGGAGGGAAGGCCGAGAGCAGCGCAGCCUCAGGGAAGCCUAUUGCAGGUACCACCAAUGCAGGAGAGGCCGCAAAGAUCCUGGCAGAAAAGAGACGCCAGGCCCGGCUGCAGAAGGAACAGAAGGAACAGGAGAGGCUGGAAAAGAUGGAGCAAGACAGGCUGGAGAGAGAGGAACAGGAAAAAAAGGAAGAGGAGGAAAGACUUCACCUAGAAGAGGAAGCCCGUAAGCAGGAAGAGGAAAAGAAGCAGCAGGAAGAGGAAAAGAAGCGGCAGGAAGAGGAAAAGAAGCGGCAGGAAGAGGAAAAGAAAAGACUGGAGGAAGAGGAGGCCAAGAGGAAGGCCAAAGAGGAGCAACUGUUGAAAGAAGAACAAGAAAAGGAAAAACAAGAAAAAGAAAAGCAAGAAAAAGCCAUGAUUGAAAAGCAGAAGGAAGCAGCAGAAGCAAAGGCCCAGGAGGCAGCUAAACAGAUGCGUCUAGAAAGAGAACAAAUCAUGCUGCAGAUUGAACAGGAGCGACUGGAGAGGAAGAAGAGAAUAGAUGAAAUCAUGAAGAGAACAAGAAGGAGUGACGUGUCUCCGGAAGUGAAGAAAGAAGACCUGAAAAUAGAGCUCCAGCCUGCUGUGUGUAUGGAAAAUAAGCUAGAACCAGUUGUCCCGAACAAAAUAGAAAUCAAUGGAUUGAGCACCUGCCAGGAAGUUAACAGUGUGGAGCGUGCUGCCCCAGCAACUUUCCCCCGAGACAGUUGCUCCAGUGGGCUUAAACCAGUUGAGGCACUUGUUCAUCUGGAUGCCCUGGACGGGAAAUCAAACAGUCUGGAUGACUCAACUGAAGAAGUUCAGUCAAUGGAUGUGAGUCCUGUUUCAAAAGAAGAGCUUAUCUCCAUCCCAGAAUUUUCACCAGUGAGUGAAAUGAUUCCUGGGAUGUCUCUGGACCAAAAUGGAACUGGUAAUGCCCGAGCUCUUCAAGAUCUCUUAGAUUUCACCGGCCCCCCCAUGUUCCCCAAGAGAUCCAGUGAAAAUCUCAGCCUGGAUGACUGUAACAAAAACCUGAUCGAAGGAUUUAACAGUCCCAGCCAAGAAAGUACUCUGAACACCUUCUGUUGACAAAUACAGCAUCUCUUUAAUGAAAGGUGGCGUUUAGAGAAACCGUGAAGCUGCUGGCCAUGAGAUCCAAGCUGCCAGCCCUUGGAAGGAGCUCCUGUCGUCCCUAACCACUGGAUUCCAAAUCAUUAAAUCAAGAUGUAAUUGUAUUCCUAGUUAGUAUAUCAAACACUGGCCACUCUUGGUAGAAACCUUGCUAAGUUGGCCUUGUCGGGCUUUAGCGACAUUUCAUGUUACGGUUCUAUUUAUGAGCUUCGGCUGCUGAUAAAGUGCUUACUAUACUAUUUACUCUAUUAUCAUAGUGAUAUCUGAAACCAAUGAGUCAUUCCAGCUGGGAAGUUCACCUUGUAACCAUUCUUAUUCCCAAAGUUGGAGCACAUAAACAUUUAGAUGAUUCCUGUAUAUAUUCUAGACAUUUACCCAGACUCUACUUAAACAUAUACUGAUCGUGGGCUGCAUCUCUCCCAUCUGUGUUUAAAAGAAGAAAUUCCAGAGGGUUUUCCCCUCUCUCUGAGGUUUCUUUGUUGGAAGUUACUAUCAAGAAGCUGUUUUAUUAUUAAGCUUAGUCACCUGCCAAAUGCUUUGUGCCAGAUUACUCCUUGAGGAGCUAAUGGAAUAACUUGUUGAGUAAGGAAUCCAUUAUACAGUGGAAUGAUUGCUGUUUUCUGAUGUAUAUUCCUAUAGACAUGAGCAGCUGAAUCUAGCGAGGACCUUUUCAUGUUGCACCUUAAAAUCUCCAAGCUGUAGACACUCCAAACCAUCAAGUGGCUUUUAAACUGAGUGAAUCCUGUGUCUCAUGCACUGGUGGUUGGUUUUGACGUUGUUGCUAUUGGGGCUUUUGUUUCUUUGUUUGCUCCUGUGUUUGCUCAAUUCUAAUAAAACCAGGCACAAGUGAAAAUGACAAUGCUCCGAAAUGAAGGGGCCCUGAACGAGACUCUGUGUGUCACUAUAAUGGACUUUAACAUAGAACAUCUGAACAGAGAAUAGAUGACGCUAGAAUGUAUACUCCUCGUGUUUUAUGCCCUAUAAUGUGUUUUCUUAAUUUAAUUUCUUGUGGUGAAAUGUGACUUUCAGAUUAAAAUGACCUUUCCUUCUUUGAAACCCUUUUUUUGACUUGUACAAUAAGAGCUUAGAAAGAUCCAUACUUCUGACCGAGGUUUGCAACCAGGAAAUACAAACAGUGUCAAUAGUAAUCUUGUUUAUGUGCUUUCAAAACCAGCUGCAGUUUAAGACUUUAUUAGUUAUGGGAACUGUGUAUGUUUGUGUAUGUGUAAAAACUAAAAUAAAAUAUAUGCCUCACUAA